AUUAAUUCAAUCUAACCUGGGCAUAUGGUAUCGCAGAUAGCGAAAUCCACUUCCCUCCCGUACAUACUAGUGUUGGAUUGAGAGUUCAAACCUCAACUUAGUCUUUUUUUUCACGCUCAAUAAAUUAAAAAAAAAUAAAAUAAAAUAAAAAACAGAGAGAGAAGAAGUCUUCCAUCUCAGAAGAAAAACAAAAAUUAAAAUAAAAAAAAAAGAUUCCUGUCCUCUAUAAAUAUGACAGCUUCACUAAGCCAAUUCUCAUGGGAAGCUAAGCUUGAGCACGUAAUAAUGGAAGGCAAAGCAGAGAUAGUAUGUGUUACAGGAGCUUCUGGUUUAAUCGGCUCUUGGCUUGUAAUGAAACUUCUCCAGAAGGGCUACAUCGUACGAGCAACUGUCCGUGACCCCGGCAGAGCUCAGGGUUCAAGGCAGCUUCGACGAGGCCAUCCGAGGUUGUUCUGGUGUCUUCCAUGUCGCUACUCCCAUGGACUUUGCAUCUCAGGAUCCUUAGUAAUUAAGCCGACCGUAGAUGGUGCUGUGGACAUCGUAAGGUCAUGUUCCAAGGCAAAAACUGUUCGUAGGUUGGUCUUCGUGUCAUCUGCCGGAGCUGUUGUCAUGCAAGAACACCGGCGUCAUGAAUAUUACGAAACCUGCUGGAGUAAUGUGGAUUUUAUUAGAGACAAGAUGACUGGAUGGAUGUAUUUUCAACCGAAAAUUUUGCCAGCAUGGGAAGCACCUAAAGAGAACGGAAUUGAUUUUAUCGGUGUAAUCCCAACACUAGUUGUCGGACCUUUCAUCAUGCCGUCCAUGCCACCAAACCUCAUUACUGCUCUUUCCUUAAUCACUGGUACAAUAAAGAAAGUUAAAAAGUUAAUCUGAUUGCUUUCUCUCUAAUUAAUCAUCAUGACUAAAAACAUUUCAUCUUUCUCCUUUUCACCAAAAAAAAAAAAGGAAAUCUUGUGCUUGCGGGAAAUGAAGGUCAUUACGCAAUCCUAAAGCAAUGUCAAUAUGUACAUCAAGACGAUCUCUAUAAUGCACUCCUGUAUGAGAACUGCAGAGCAGAGGGAGAUAUAUUUGCUCUUUCCAUGAUGCAAUCAUUUUAGAUCUUGCAGAAAUGCUUCGAAAGAAAUACCCAGAAUACAU
Rubroshorea leprosula is the source of this 1137-nucleotide messenger RNA. The record is from the annotation of a GenBank genome assembly. Lineage: Eukaryota; Viridiplantae; Streptophyta; Magnoliopsida; Malvales; Dipterocarpaceae.